AUGGCGGACUCCGAGAAACCCUCCCGUGCAGGGUCGGAUGAUAUCCAAUAUGACACAGAAAGCGCCAUGACGGUCACGGGCUCUGAAACUCCGACGAAAGAGGUUCCGGAGACUAAAGCCAACAGUUGGAAAAUGCUUCCUCAGCUCCAGGAGGAAAACGCCCGCAACCUAGCUUCUGGAUUCAAACAGCAAACACUUGGUGUGACAUGGAAGAACCUCUCUGUGCAGGUUGUCAGUGCAGAAGCGGCGGUCAAUGAGACGGUCCUAUCACAGUUCAACAUCCCCCAGAAAAUCAAGGAUAGCCGCAGAAAACCUCCCUUGCGUACUAUUCUUCGGGAAAGCCAUGGAAAUGUCCGACCCGGGGAAAUGCUCCUUGUUCUUGGUCGCCCUGGCUCUGGCUGUUCGACCUUGUUGAAAAUGCUCUCCAAUAAGCGCGGUGGAUACAAAUCUGUUGAAGGCGAUGUCCGUUUCGGCUCUAUGGACUCCAAUGAGGCCAAGAACUAUCGCGGUCAGAUUGUUCUCAAUAGUGAGGAGGAGAUCUUCUUCCCAACCCUAACAGUCGGACAAACUAUGGACUUUGCAACUCGCCUUAAGGUCCCCUUUCAUUUGCCCGAUGGCAUGACUGCUUCCGAGUAUCAGCAGGCAUCGAAGAAGUUCCUUCUCGAGUCGGUUGGAAUUUCUCAUACCGAGGACACCAAGGUUGGAAAUGAGUACGUCCGCGGCGUAUCAGGAGGAGAGCGAAAGCGUGUUUCAAUCAUUGAAUGCAUGGCUACGCGAGGAUCCGUCUUUUGCUGGGACCAAUCGACUCGCGGUCUUGAUGCUUCUACUGCCCUCGAAUGGACCAAGGCCAUCCGAGCUAUGACCGAUGUUCUUGGUCUCACGACAAUCGUCACACUUUAUCAGGCCGGUAACGGUAUUUUUGACUUGUUCGACAAAGUACUGGUGCUCGAUGAAGGAGAGCAAAUUUACUACGGUCCUCGGGAACAGGCCCGUCCUUUUAUGGAGAACGCCGGAUUUAUCUGCCGCGAGGGUUCCAACAUCGCCGACUACCUCACCGGUGUGACUGUUCCAACCGAGCGAAGAAUUCGCGAGGACUAUGAAAGCCGCUUCCCGCGCAACGCAGAAGCCCUCCGUGCCGAGUAUGAAAAGUCACCAAUUCAUGCUCAAAUGGCGGCUGAGUACUCUUACCCAGACUCUGAUCUCGCCCGUGAACGCACCAAAGAGUUCAAGGAGGGCGUUACUUUCGAGACCUCCAAAAAGCUGCCUCAGAACAGUCCCUUCACUGUCAGCUUCCUUGACCAGGUCAAAAUCUGUGUGCAGCGCCAGUACCAAAUCCUUUGGGGUGAUAAAGCAACCUUUAUCAUUAAGCAGGUGGCGACGCUGGUCCAGGCUCUAAUUGCAGGCUCCUUGUUCUACAAUGCUCCGGAUAACUCCGGCGGCCUCUUCGUCAAGUCCGGUGCACUCUUCUUCUCUCUUCUAUACAACAGUCUACUCGCGAUGAGUGAGGUCACUGAGUCAUUCUCCGGAAGACCAGUCCUCAUCAAGCACAAAAGUUUCGCCUAUUUCCACCCUGCCGCGUUUUGCUUGGCUCAGAUCGCUGCCGAUAUCCCCGUUCUACUCUUCCAGAUCUCCAUGUUCGGUUUGGUUGUAUACUUCAUGGUUGGGCUUUCAAUGUCCGCCGGUGCCUUCUUCACGUAUUUCGCGAUCGUUUUUACCACAACAAUGACUAUGACUGCCCUUUUCCGCGCUGUCGGGGCUGUCUUUACAACCUUCGAUGGUGCCUCCAAGGUCUCUGGCUUGUUGAUUAUGUCUACUGUUCUUUACAGUGGAUAUAUGAUUCAAAAGCCGAAAAUGCACCCAUGGCUUGGUUGGAUAUUCUGGAUUGAUCCCCUCUCCUACGGGUUUGAGGCGCUGCUAUCUACCGAGUUCCACGGUAAAACAAUUCCGUGCGUGGGAGGCAACCUCGUUCCUACCGGCCCCGGAUAUGAAAAUUCCCAAGACCACCAAUCUUGUGCCGGAGUCGGCGGUGCAAUCCAAGGUCAGAAUUUUGUGCUUGGUGACAACUAUCUGUCAUCUCUCUCAUACAGUCACGCGCACAUCUGGCGCAACUUCGGUAUCAACUGGGCCUGGUGGGCACUAUUUGCUUUCCUUACAAUUGUUGCAACCUCGAGGUGGCAGUCUCCAUCCGAGUCGGGUAACACACUGGUCAUCCCCCGCGAAUACCUCCACAAGCAUCUCCAAAACCAGAAGAAGGACGAAGAGGGCCAGGCUUCCACGAAAGCUGUCUCUGAGGGCAGCAACGAACCCGCCAACAUCGACAACCAACUUGUGAGAAACACUUCGGUCUUCACCUGGAAGAACCUUUCUUACACUGUCAAAACACCGUCCGGCGACCGAGUUCUUCUCGAUAACGUCCAUGGAUGGGUGAAACCUGGUAUGCUCGGUGCUCUUAUGGGAUCCUCCGGUGCAGGUAAAACGACCCUCCUCGAUGUUCUUGCUCAGCGCAAGACUGAAGGCACUAUCAAUGGUUCUAUCAUGGUCGACGGCCGCCCACUGCCUGUAUCCUUCCAACGUUCCGCCGGCUAUGUUGAACAGCUCGACAUUCACGAGCGGAUGGCAACUGUCCGUGAGGCAUUAGAAUUCUCUGCGCUCCUUCGUCAACCGGCCGACGUUCCACGUGCCGAGAAGUUGGCCUACGUCGACGUGAUCAUCAACCUACUGGAACUUCAUGAUUUGGCCGAUACUAUGAUUGGUAGUGUCGGAGCUGGUCUGUCUGUUGAACAGAGAAAGCGUGUCACUAUUGGUGUCGAACUAGUUUCUAAGCCUAGCAUUUUGAUCUUCUUGGACGAGCCUACCAGUGGUCUUGAUGGCCAGAGUGCUUACAAUACUGUCCGCUUUUUGAGAAAAUUGGCAGAUGUUGGACAAGCUGUUCUAGUUACUGUGCACCAGCCCUCUGCCCAGCUCUUUGCUGAAUUCGAUCAACUUCUUCUUCUCGCUAAGGGUGAAUGCCAAGACUCUGAAGAGCUAUUUCUCACGUUACGGAGCACCAUGCCCCCUGAGACAAACCCUGCCGAGCAUAUGAUUGAUGUUGUUUCCGGUGAAUUGAGCCAGGGCCGAGACUGGAACAAGGUCUGGCUGGAUUCACCUGAACAUACCGAAAUGCUUAAGGAGCUUGACUCAAUCAUUGAGACUGCUGCAUCUAAGCCUGCUGGAACUACUGACGACGGUCGCGAGUUUGCCACUUCUCUUUGGGAGCAAACUGGCCUCGUUCUCAAGCGUACCUCAACCGCCCUGUUCAGAAACAGCGACUAUAUCAACAACAAGUUCGCGCUCCACAUCUCCUCCGGCCUGUUUGUAGGUUUCAGCUUCUGGAUGAUUGGUGACUCUGUUGGUGACAUGCAACUCACAUUGUUCUUUAUUUUCAACGCCAUCUUCGUCGCCCCGGGUGUGAUCAACCAGUUGCAGCCAACCUUCCUCGAACGCCGUGACCUGUUUGAAGCACGCGAGAAGAAGGCUAAGAUGUACUCUUGGAAAGCCUUCACAUUCGCUUUAAUUGUCUCUGAGAUCCCAUAUCUCAUUAUUUGUGGUGUGCUCUUCUUUGUCUGCUGGUAUUGGACCGGUGGUUUGGUCACCGAGGCGAGUAAGAGUGGAUCCAUGUUCACAGUCUUCCUUCUGUAUGAAUUCUUAUACACUGGAAUUGGUCAAUUUGUUGCUGCGUACGCCCCUAACGCCAACCUGGCUGCCAUGAUCAAUCCUCUCGUCCUGGGUACUCUGAUCUCCUUCUGCGGAGUUCUGGUUCCUUACGCCCAAAUCCAACCCUUCUGGAGGUACUGGAUCUACUACCUAAACCCUUUCAAUUACUUGAUGGGAAGUAUGUUAGUUUUUGGUCUCUUCGACAAAAAGGUGCAAUGUACAGAACAAGAGUACGCACUCUUCAAUGCACCAAACGGAACAACCUGUGGUGAAUAUCUCGCCGGGUACAUGCAAACCAUUGGAACUCGCAUGAACCUUCUCGACCCCGACGCCACCGAAUGCCGGGUGUGCCAAUACACCCGUGGAUCGGAUUACCUCCAGACGGUCAACCUUCUUGAUUACUAUUAUGGAUGGCGUGAUACUGCUAUCGUCGGUCUAUUUGCGAUCAGCUCUUAUGCUCUUGUCUUUGGUCUGAUGAAACUCAGAACCAAAGCUUCGAAGAAGGCUGACUGAUCGGUUGAGCUCUGAGAUUGUACAGAGUUAAUAUUUUAGAGGGAGUUUGAUCUCUCUUCUUUUGCACC
This is a messenger RNA of Penicillium canescens, 4274 nucleotides long. RefSeq names its product putative ABC multidrug transporter. NCBI's taxonomy places the organism in Eukaryota, Fungi, Ascomycota, Eurotiomycetes, Eurotiales, Aspergillaceae. The transcript is spliced from 5 exons. The record is from RefSeq and is a predicted model, not a curated record. Gene Ontology annotation, biological process: transmembrane transport. Gene Ontology annotation, cellular component: membrane. The coding region runs from base 1 to 4206 and encodes 1401 amino acids. Gene Ontology annotation, molecular function: ATP hydrolysis activity; ATP binding; ABC-type transporter activity.